AUAAAAAGAACAAAAAACAGAAAAGCAAAAAGCUUCUGCGGCAGCGCUGAUAACAGAGUGAAUGAACUCAACGACUCCUCCACCAAACAGUUACCAGUCUCUCUCUCUCUCUCUCUCUUGUGAACUCAGCUCACUCUGUCCCAACGAUUCAACUCGGUGAUGGCGAUUACGACUGCUCCGAGUUCACUUCUCCGAGUUCCCAUCUUCACGACGACUUCUCCGCCGUUGGAUCAUCCUCGUUUGAGCUCUUUUAGGAAUUGUUUCACCUCCUAGUGUUGCUUCGUGUUCAAGGCUGUGCUCGUCAAGGGUGUGAUCUCGCUUUUGGUUUCAGAUCUGAAUCGUUUCCUAGUAAUCGAGGCGUCGGUGAUGUCUGAGCUCACAGGAAUAUUGAACAAGGUUCAAUGGUUGGUGAUGAAUCAGUUGCUUUUGUUCUGUUAUGUGAUAUCCGUCACUGAAGCCAGUGAACCCUAUGGUUUACUCAAAGCACCAUCAGUAUCUCUAUCGAGUGCACCUUUGGCUGCACCAGCUAUGCCAAAUCUACCCCUGCCAGCCACUUUGCCAGUGUCCCACUACCAUAGACGCUGGCAAAAACAUUUCUUGCCACAUGCCGCGCCAGUUGCUCUAUCUCCUGCACACCCUCCUUUUUAUGGACCCUUGAUAACUGCUGGUCACCCCCCUACAGCUUCUCGAUUGUCAAAGCCAUCAAUGAAGAGGAGUGGCUUGGCACCUCCACUUGCUAGCUUUAAGAAUAUCGCCCCAACACAGUCGAGUGCUGGUACAAUUCCUUCUGGUUUAGCACAGCCCCCGCUCACUCCUUCCAUUUCCAACUGUUGCAAGCCAGACAUGGUACUGAGACGGGGAAGUCAGGGUUGCCACUGUGCUUAUCCCAUAAAGCUUGAUAUUCUCCUCCUAAAUGUUUCACAAAAUCCUAACUGGAAUAUUUUUCUUGAAGAACUAGCUUCCGAGCUUCAUUUGCAAGUUUCUCAAAUAGAGCUGAUUAACUUUUAUGUACUCGGAUUAUCAAGAUUAAAUAUUUCGAUGGAUAUUACUCCCAAUUCAGGAUCCAGUUUCUCCGCGAGUGAUGCGUCCACAAUAAACUCUUCUCUUGUCAUGCACAAGGUUAAAUUGAACCCUGCAUUAGUGGGCGAUUACAAACUCCUCAAUAUAACUUGGUUUAAGCCUCCACCUCCUUCUCAUGCUCCUAUUGCAGCAUCACCAGUGGAAGGCCAAGCAAAUCCACCCCCUACUCUUACAUCCUUAAGUGCUUCAGAUAAAGGGAGGCAUUCAAAUUGGAGUCUUAUUAUUGGUAUUGGCAUCGGCAUAUUGUUCAUUGCCAUUAUAUCUGUGCUCAUACUUUGUUUGUGCACAUUCCGUCAAGAGAAGACUAAAGCAUCUCUUAUAGAAACAGCCCCUGAAAAGCAGAGGACUGUUGAUACAGUGCAAGCAGUAGGAUCUUUACCUCACCCAAGCAGCACUCGAUUUCUGGCAUAUGAAGAACUUAAACAAGCAACAAACAACUUUGAAAGCAUACUCGGAGAGGGUGGUUUUGGCAGGGUGUUCAAGGGUGUCUUAAGUGAUGGUACAGCUGUAGCAAUUAAAAGACUUACCAAUGGAGGGCAACAGGGGGAUAAGGAGUUCUUGGUUGAGGUUGAAAUGCUGAGCAGGCUGCAUCAUCGUAAUCUGGUGAAACUUGUGGGGUACUAUAGCAGUCGUGACUCUUCACAAAACUUACUUUGCUAUGAGCUUGUACCAAAUGGAAGCUUGGAGGCCUGGCUCCAUGGUCCCCUGGGGGUAAAUUGUCCUUUGGAUUGGGACACCCGAAUGAAAAUUGCACUUGAUGCUGCCAGAGGACUUGCUUACCUGCAUGAAGACUCACAACCUUGUGUCAUCCACAGAGAUUUUAAAGCAUCCAAUAUAUUGCUUGAGAAUAACUUUCAUGCUAAAGUUGCUGAUUUUGGCCUGGCCAAACAGGCACCUGAAGGCAGAGCAAAUUAUCUUUCUACCCGUGUGAUGGGAACAUUUGGGUAUGUGGCUCCAGAGUACGCCAUGACUGGACACCUACUUGUUAAAAGUGAUGUUUACAGUUACGGAGUUGUCCUUCUCGAGUUACUCACUGGAAGAAAGCCUGUAGAUAUGUCACAGCCAGCCGGACAGGAGAAUCUAGUCACUUGGUCGAGGCCAAUUCUUAGAGACAAGGAUAGACUGGAUGAGCUCGCUGACCCUAGUCUUGAAGGAAAGUACCCAACGGAGGAUUUUGUACGAGUUUGCACAAUUGCAGCCGCUUGUGUUGCUCCUGAGGCAAGCCAACGCCCUACAAUGGGUGAAGUGGUACAAUCACUGAAGAUGGUGCAACGAAUCACAGAAUAUCAGGAUACCAUGUUAACGUCUUCCAAUGCCAGACCCAAUAACAGGGAGUCUUCAAUAACCUUUGAAUCCGAUGUGUCAUCUUCGAUGUUCUCUUCUGGUCCUUACUCUGGUCUAAGUGCCUUUGAGAAUGACAACGUCUCUCGAGCAGCUGUUUUCUCUGAAGAUCUUCACGAAGGACGAUGAUUACUUGACAGAAGUCUACGUUCUGUUCAAAGGAUCCCUAACUUUCCGGUAUAGCAACUUAGGAGCAGUCCCCUUUUGUGUUGGGGAGAUACAGGUUGAUUUUUGAGUCUGGGUCAGGUGUUGUGAUUGUGAUUUUUGUUGGGAGGAAAGGGGCGAGUGUUCUUUUGUAGUCCCUUGUGUGGGGGGAACUGCUGUUUAGUAUUCCUCCGGGCAGUGGUUCUCGGCACUGUGGAUGAAAUUUUGUAUAUUCCUUGUAAGCUUGGUUCAUGAAAUUGACUUUCAAGGGUUUCGUGUUUAUUUAUUUUCCUCGUUCUUUUCAAA
Messenger RNA from Malus domestica (apple), 2871 nucleotides. Its product is annotated as proline-rich receptor-like protein kinase PERK3. The record is from RefSeq and is a predicted model, not a curated record. NCBI's taxonomy places the organism in Eukaryota, Viridiplantae, Streptophyta, Magnoliopsida, Rosales, Rosaceae. Gene Ontology annotation, molecular function: ATP binding; protein kinase activity. Gene Ontology annotation, biological process: protein phosphorylation.